AUGGCAGGUCACAGCGUACCCAAUGCCUGGGCAUCGGGGUCACCUCGCCUUGCCGGGGUUGGGUCCGUGGCAUGCCCUCUGGCUCACCUUCCAGGGUGCAAGAGGAAUGUGGUUUGGCUGACCUGGGAUGGCGAGACCCGGGUGCCGGACAGGCGGUUGCUGGUGUCCUGUUUGAAGGACAUGGGUUUCUCCCCCUCUGAUCUAUUUGCCCUCAUCCAUGCUUCGGGAAUCCAGGAGUUCGAUGUCUCCUUUAUGACGUUGCUGCUCCCGGAUCAUUUCUGGGCUGGAUGGGAGGCGGCUAGCUCUCAGCAAGGGUCGAGAAGGGCAGGAUUUACCGCUAUACCCAUAGCGGGUAUCCUGGUAUGGGCCAGGAGAUAUGGGGACGUAAAAGGUCCCCCAGUUAAAAUCUUAGAUGAGGAUGAGAUUUGGACAGGUGGGUGGACUGACCCAGUGUUGUUGAGGGAAAUACGAGGUGUCACGCAGCUCAUGCCUAACAGUUUUUUCAUCGGGGUUGACCGGGUAUCGUGUUUCUAUCCUGGUCAGCCUCAGACAUGUCACCGGUACAGAUCGUACAGACAUUUUAGCAAUGCCGGUGCGGUCCAGAAAUGCACCAUGUGUGGUGCUGUGGGGCAUCUCCAGGACACCUGCUCAGAGAUCCGGAUCAUCUAUGCGGAGGGAUAG
Pelobates cultripes (western spadefoot toad) is the source of this 681-nucleotide messenger RNA. NCBI's taxonomy places the organism in Eukaryota, Metazoa, Chordata, Amphibia, Anura, Pelobatidae. The record is from the annotation of a GenBank genome assembly.